Messenger RNA from Triplophysa dalaica, 4550 nucleotides. RefSeq lists its product as uncharacterized. Gene Ontology annotation, cellular component: intercellular bridge; midbody; kinetochore. Bases 150 to 4229 code for a protein of 1359 amino acids. The record is from RefSeq and is a predicted model, not a curated record. The transcript is spliced from 29 exons. Gene Ontology annotation, molecular function: protein kinase activity; protein binding; ATP binding. Gene Ontology annotation, biological process: mitotic sister chromatid separation; protein phosphorylation; male meiotic nuclear division. NCBI's taxonomy places the organism in Eukaryota, Metazoa, Chordata, Actinopteri, Cypriniformes, Nemacheilidae.
GCAUUUUGUUUAUUUAAAAAAAUACUUUUCUUUCACUUUUUUUUUAUUAAUUUGUUCACUUAUUUAACCGUUAAAUUCGCUUAGUAUUUUUUACUACUGAGUUUACACAAAGAAUCGACCUUAAUUUUUAUUAUUUUUUCCCUUAAAAUAUGAACACCUUUGUCUCGAUUAUCCCUCCGCUCAGCGAAGCGCGAGGAACACGCUUCUUCAGUCUUCGGUUUAUUUUUGAACGGUUUUCGGUUAGUCAGUCGUUUAAAUUGGUGAAGGUCAACUUUCACGGACUAGGCCUCUGGUGUUUGACAGACAGCAUCAUGACAGGGGUUCAGCCAAUGCCUUGUCCUGUGCUUCUGGGAACGGUGAAAGGUGGUGGUUUACCAUCCCUCCUGCAUAGUUACACAACUGAGAAAAAAGUAGCAAAGAUGGAGAAAAUCCUCAAGAAAGGUGUGAAUGUUGACUGCAUGAACCAUCUCGGACAGACGCCACUCUUUUGCGCAUGUCUGCUUGGCUUUGCUAACAUAGCAGAGAAGCUUCUGGAGUAUGGAGCAAAUCCAAAUCACCGGUGUAUUGACCUGAGUACCCCCGUACAUUCUGCGGUUUUCUCCUGUAAUCCCCGGCUGCUGAGUUCACUUUUGGAUGCUGGUGGGGACCUGCGUCUCCAUGACGAUCAUGGCCGGACACCAAGAGACUGGGCAGAGGCAGGCGCUCAAGAGAACAGCCCGAGGAUGCUUGAAUUCCUGAAGAGGUGUGAGUCUCAAAUGCAGAGCAUGUUGCAGACACAUUUACCCAGAGAUGUCCGGGGCUCCCCUGCAUCCUCAAAGACUCUGCUGAGCUCGGUGUCCCCGGUCAAACUUUUACGACCUUGGGGCUCUGAAAACAAAAUCGAUGCAAAGUCAUUUGCAUGUGAUAUGGUAAUGCAAUGUUUUGGCUAUGGAAAGUUAUGUGUUGAGAAGCAGGUGCUGAGUCUGGGAUUGGCUGCUUCUGUGCCCCUGAUAAGUGAUGGCGACUUGGGUCAAACUGAGGAUGAGCCCUUUAAUUCUUAUAUGUGUGGAUCUUUUAUAAGUAUGACCAAUUACAGUUGGAAAGGAUGUCGUGUCACUGUUAAAGAGCUACAUGAUCACAUUUUGCAAGAGCGUGAUGGACAAAAUGGUAUCAUGGAUCUACUCAUUACCGAGCAGGAAUACUGCUGUCAGUUGUCUCACCCUCAUCUGCUGCUGCUGAUGGCAGUGAGUAUGUCCACUGACCUGAACCACACCAGGCUGGUCUAUGAGAGAGUAAAUGUGGGCUCCCUGUUCAGUCUACUGCACCAGAGGAGGGAGGAGUUUCCCCUCCUGCAGGUCAUUGACCUGUUAUCAGUGGUACUCCAGGUGUGUGAGGUGUUAAUGUACCUGCAUGGACGAACUCUUGUGCUUCGGGCCCUUUCCUCACACACCAUUGUCAUAGUGCACCCUGGAGUUGCUAAGGUUACUGGACUCGGAUUUAUGGUGCCCAGCGAGGGAUCUUGUGUUUAUACUCCGCCUCCUGUUCCUCUGCCACUCAGCCUGGUAAACUGGGCAGCUGCAGAAGUGAUCAAGUGUAAAGCGUGCACGGGAAAAGCUGAUAUCUAUAGUCUUUGUGCCCUUAUACAGGAGAUAUAUACAGAUGCACUGCCAUGGGGUUCCACAGACACGCAUUGCAUAAAAAAGGCAGUGGAGCUUGGACAGGCUCUGAUCGCACACCCUGCUGUGCCUCAGCCUUAUUAUCAGUACCUGGAGAUAGGCCUCGAAUGUAGAGCACAGGACAGGACCAACACCCUACAGGAUCUAUGUUACAUGCUUCGCUGUGACAUCAGAGAGUUCAGAAGCAAAAGCAAGAGGAAAAAUGGAUGGUACUCGUGGUCUGCCUUUGAGAGCAUCCCCGAAUGGACUGCUAAUGUCAAUUACAUGAGAGAACGUGACAAACCAGUAUAUCAAGUGUCCCAGGAGAACCUGUGUUGUGUGGAAAGAGGAACAAAAGACAGAGUAUCUCACCACGUUUCCAGACGAAUCAUCAAAGAAGAAGAGGAUUCCACCACAGACACUGAUGACCUCCACUGGGACGUCUCACAUCGCGAUGUCGCUCAUUUGCAUGAACGCCCAAUGCACCAUGAUGCUUCACUCUCUGAGCCAGCUUGUUACAACUGUAACGAUACAGAAACGGAUCUGUCAGUCAGUCGCUCCAUCUCACACCAUAUAAGCUCCAUUGUUCUUAACCUUAAAGUGUCUCAGGUGCUCAUGCAGCAGGCUGAGAGGAGUUUGGAUAAUGCAGAGGCUGCCAAGGUGAAUGUCCCGUGCUUCGACGAGGUGGAUGCUGGGAAAUUUGAGGGUGUGGUGGGGAGGCUCAACAAUGAAAAUGAAAGCAGUUAUGGUGCUGGUAAGGCAUUAGGACCCCCAUCCAGAAAUUAUAUACCCAAAUGGCCCAUCGAUGAAGAUGUGGAGGAAACUCAUUACAGCUCGGCUCAAGAAGACAUCUUUGACAGCGAGAGCUAUCCGAGGAGUCUCCAGGAGGAAUAUUAUGACUUGAUAGUGGACAGAACAAAGAGCUUACAGCAGCAGACAGGAUAUCAGAAGUCUGACAGGUUUUACAUGCAGCUUGAGCCCCAGAGAGGAAAAUACCAAGCAAAGUCUACAUGGACCAGUGAGGUUAGUGAAGUUGUGGCCUUGAUGGCACGUGGGCGACUCGGGACUCAAAAGGGUGUUGUGGGCAGCAGUGACAGCGAGGAUGUAGAGGAACAACAGCUUCACCUACAGGGCUGGCAGGGACAUGACACCAGAUAUAACUUUGAAAACGACCAGGAGUCUGAGACAAGGGAAAGCAGUGAUCUGGAGCAACUGUUAAAAAAAUUUGCUGGCAUCAAGAGUGACAGUGAGGAGAGCACAAACUUUCACACUAUCAGCUGCACUAUUAAUGUAACCGGUAGAGAGCUGGAGGAGGUCGAGAGUUCAGAAUCUGACUAUACUCAGUCACCUGUCGAACCAAAUACUGUCUACUACACACCCAAACAUCACCUGUCUGACAGCUCCACUAAAGGAGAGCACUCCCAGUCACUGAGCUCCGAUGAGGAAUUGGAUGUCACAGUGGAGGUCUGUCAACCCAGCACAACUCCAGCGGAAGAAAAACAGAGCACAGAAAAGAUUCUUGGUGAAAACCAGCCUGCCCAUGACUUAAAGGAGACAGAGCCUGAAUCCAUUACCCCUGUACAAAGUUGUUUGCCGGACAUGGCAGAGAUUGCAGACCUUUCCAGCAUCCCUUGUUCACCCACCCAGCAUCAGGAGUUGGUGGGGCCACCAGGAGCCCUGCCCACCUCACAAAGCAGAGGACAUCCACCUUGCAACAGCACCCCACGCAGCCCAAGAGACCGUAGAACAUACCUCGGAAACGUCCCUCACUUCGAAGGUCUCUUGGAUACUUCACCCUGUGGCUGUGCUCCCUCCAAGAGUCUCUGCACCGAGAGCUACGCCACAGCCAGUUCAGGAGACAGCACCACAACAAAUGUCUCUGCGUCCAGCAUCGUACAGUCUCCAGCAGUCAGAAACUUCUCUAAGGAGAACACUGAGUUCCAUGCAGAGUUCACCACUUCCAGCUCUGGAGAAAGAGAGACCACUGAGAGCAGCCAGGGGAUCAGUGAAGAGAUGGAGUGUCCCACUGGCCCUCCAGGUGAUGCUGGGAUUCAACCAGAGACAGAGGAACAGAGGAAGCGGUCAGAAAAUAACAUCAAGUCCUCAGAUAACCCUGAAACAUAUGACCAGCCUUCAAAUAGAUAUUCUUUGACGAGUUGGGAGGAAGACGGGAACUAUGAUGUGUGGAAUGAAGAAGAGGAAGUUGGUGUGGAGCUGUUAGAUUCUGAACACCAGCUCGACCAACAGUCCUUUGAUGAACAUGAGUGGGACAAGGAAGACAUCUCAGAGGGGAAGGAAGGGUUUGUGAAUGAAACCCCAGUUCCGAUACAUGAUCCGGAUCCAGAUCCCGUCUGGGAUGUGGACAGCAAUGCAAACUCUCAGAAGAGCACUGACAAGAGUUCUGAUUAUACAGAAAGGGCCAACUCCACUCUUGAUGAGGAUCUGCAGAGGAUGCUUUUGGAAAGAGCGGCUGAGCUCAGAAUCUCCAGGAAGCUUGGCCCCAGCUCGCCGUGCAAGGCUCAAGCCGUUGAAAAACAGAGAUACGACAGUCACAUAGAAGUUUGGAAUGCAGAGGUAACUCAUGUCAUGGAGUGACUAAUAGUUCCAUACACUGUACAGAAGCCUGGUUGGAAAAUGGUGUUCUUGUAGAAAGUGUGAAUGAGCUCGAUGAAAAACUUGGGACAGCUGAUCAAGGGGUCCAGAUCCUUGUAUCCUCACAGGUACAAAAGAAGCUUUAAAUAUGUAUUUAACUAUAAUUACAGUGUAAAUCUUUGUAAGCAGGCAUCAACUCAAACUAUUUCAAUUUUGCUGACUAUUCAUUUCUGUAUCAUUAGGGUUCUUCAGCAUGUUCCAUUGAAAAGCCAGAGUUAGUCAAACCACACUUUUAAAGAGAAUAAAGGCUGACUGCAUAUGUUA